This is a messenger RNA of Camarhynchus parvulus, 3073 nucleotides long. It is a transcript of the gene FAM184B, whose product is annotated as family with sequence similarity 184 member B. Bases 650 to 2836 code for a protein of 728 amino acids. The record is from RefSeq and is a predicted model, not a curated record. Lineage: Eukaryota; Metazoa; Chordata; Aves; Passeriformes; Thraupidae. The transcript has 11 exons.
GGAGUCUCCUUGGAUAAAGCAGGCAGACUGGAUCCUGGACACAGCUCCUGGGCUCAGCUGUGCUUGUGGGCCCCUUGGCUCCCAUUCUGCUUUCAGCACAGCAGCAAAAGCUGAGCAAAGGUUUUCUUCAUCACCUAUGGGCCCAUGCUGGUUUAGAGAGGAUUGCCAAAAGUAACAGAGCUUGUGAAAGGUGCCAGUACUCUCUUCUCAGAUGACCUCUUCAAUCCUUUGACACUUAACAAGGCAGCAUGAUCUGAUCUUCAGGCAAUCUCUCCUACAACAGAUCCCCGGCAGCGUCUGUGCUACUGUCUCUAGGCAGGCUCAGGCUCCAGCGGGGAAUUUGUAGCACCCAGCCGCUGGCGUCUUCUCCCGGCGGAAGCUCAACCAUUUGAAGAGAAGGGGAGGGAAAAAAAAUCCCAAUCAGGACGCUUGCACAUGCUGUUCUCUGCUUGCUCGCCUGGGUGUUCUGCUGAAGGACUGGGACAUCUGCAGAGGAGGGGGAGCGGCGGGGCCGGAGCGUGCCCUGCUCGGGGCUGAAGUUCCUGCAGCGCCGGGGCUGCGAGUGCGCUCAGCCCGGGGAGCGAGCAGCGCGGCCGGGAUCGCGCUCCCCGGAGCGUACGCAGACAGACGUGAUUAAAAUUCAAGCCUAAUGGCCUCUGGCAUAAACAACAUUCAUCAGCCCGGGACGUGCAAUGGAUCUAAUGCCGCUCGCAGCGGCUCGGCAGAGGAAUGCAAUCGGGAAAUGCACGUGAAAAUGUGCAAGAAGAUUGCCCAGCUCACUAAGGUGAUAUAUGCCCUGAACACUAAGAAUGAUGAACAUGAGGACAGUAUACAGGCGUUGAGAGAGGCUCAUGAAGAAGAAAUUCAGAAUAUUCUUGCUGAGACAAGAGAAACAAUUCUCCAGUGUAAAAGUAAAGCUGAAGAAGAGCAGUUACUGAGAAAGCAUAUUCAGGCCCUUGAAAUUGCAGUAGCACACCACAAGAGAUUGAAGGAAGAAGCCUUAGCAGAGUUAAUAUUGUGUAAAAAACAAGCAGAAGAGAAGGAGUCAAGAACAGAAGAGAAACAAGCACAGACGGGUGUUUCUACAGACACAGCAGACACUACUGCAGGCUUUGAAAAUAAACUUCUACAUUUAAAUCAGGAAUUUGAUGGACUGCUAAAGGAUUGUAAAGCAUUUAGAGGAGAAAAUCUAGAUAAAAAAGUACAUUUAGAUGAAAAAUGUAGUGUGGAAAGGCACGCUGUAAUGAAUGAGGUGGAAAACCUGAAGAGCGAGAACCAGAAAACAUCUGAAGAAUAUAUUCAAAAAACAAGAAAACUGCAAGCCCCUUGUGAGAUAGAAAAAGACACUUUGAAAAUAGCCAUGCAGCAAUCUGUGAUAGAAACAAACUGCCAACAAGGAGAAACAGAGCAAAAGAAGAGCUCAGAGACUGAGGAAGGUUUUUUACUGCAGCAGGUAAAGAAGCUGGAAGCAGAUCUAGAGGAGAAAAGCCAGAAGAUUAAUGAGAGGAAGAAACAUUCCCAGAAGCUGAAGGAGCGGAUACAGGAGCUCCAGACACAGCUAGAUGAAUUUAAAAGAAAAUCUGAGUGUGAACUAAAGCAACUAGAGAAAGAGAAAGAAGUUCUUACUGGGAAACUUCAAAACUCUUCACUGGAGGUGGCUCAGCUGAAGCAAAUAUUAGAACAACAAGCAAAUAAUUUCAAGGAGUCACUGAAGAAACAUAAUCUACAGUCCAACAAAGAAAAAGAGAAGCUUUUGCAGGAUCUUCAAAACACCAUUAAAGAAAACCAAAAUGUUAAACUGCAGUUGGAGGCAUCACAUCAAAAAGUCUUAAAAAUGUUGGAGAAAAGCAAGAAUCAGGAACUCAAGGAGGCAGAAGAACGUUUGAAAAAGGAAUUUAAUGAGACUUUCAAGAUCCAACAUCAGUCUCAUAAGCUGGAAAUACAAACCUUGGAAGAGAAAGCAAAAAAAGAAUUACAUGAUGAACUUGAGCAAAUACAAAAGCAGCAAGCCCUCUUGCUAGGAUCUCUAAGGAUGGAACUCUCUGAGCAGCAGACAUCAUGCACAAACCUAAAGAAGCAAAUAGAAGAGCUACAAAUGGAGCUGAGGAGCGUGAGGACACUGAAGAAGCAACAGGAAGGAAGUAGCCAAAGCCAGAUCAGAUCUCUUCGCGAUGAACUGGAAAAAUGUCAGAGUGAAAUUUCUGAACUCAAGAGAGAGAAUUUACUUUUGAAGGACACAAUGGAGCUGCUCAGUGCUGAGUUGGAGUCACAGAAGCAAGAAGCUGCACAGCUUCAGGAUAGAGAUAAACAGCAUAGAAGACUUAAAGAAUUAGAAGAAAAGUCAAAAAAGUGGGAGUCCAGGCCUGAAGAUAUGCACCUUAUAAACUGUCUGCAAGACAAAUUAAGUGAGAGAGAAGAGAUUAUCAAGCAGCUGGUGGAAGGAAGAAAAUGUCAGCAUUCACUUUCAGCCAACACUGAAUCUUACAGGAAUCGGUCAUUUUCUUUCAACCCUAAUACAGUAUGCCUGACUCCCUCCAUGAAGCAGAAGAAAAAGGUUGAGGUGCCCAGUCGUGUUGUCAGUGUUCCGAAUUUAGCUUCCUACGCAAAGAGCUUUUUGAGCUGCGACCUGAGAUCAAAAAGAAGUGCUCCUCAAAUAACAAAAUCUACAAGCUUAGACCGGAGUUCUGGCUGCCUGAGGGUGGGCUCUCCAUCAACACAGUCCUCAGACAGCACUACUGCCACAAGGACACAUGGCAAUGAAUCACCACAAACCAAAGAUGACCAAAAACAAGACCCUCAGCAUCAAGAAUGGUUUACUAAGUAUUUUUCAUUUUAAAGCAAACUAUUUCCAUACUUCUCAGAAUUACUAUAAAAGUCAUUCCUGUUUUCUUUUUAGGAAUGAUAAUCAAAUAGAUGAUUUAAGGGAAGAAGAAAAAAGUAAUUUCUAAGAUAGGAAAUACCUGCACUCUCUUACAUCUAGUAAGUUACAGGCAUGAAUUUCAGGAAAAUGCAUUUUUAACUUCUGUAAAAAAUGAAGGAAAAGUUUGGAUACAGUUACGUGAAAAGACUUUUU